GGCGGCGCUCUUGCUAUGGUUUUCGCGCUGUGGGAGUGUUCCGUCACAGGGUUCAGUCACAGUGUUUAGUCUUUUUCAUUACAACUGUCAUUCACAAGCGCUAAAAGACACAAGAUCGAAGCUCAUUUAUGGCAUUGUAACGUUCAUUGGAAUACAAGACUGGAUGUGUGUUUGUUGCUGAAGCGGAUUUUAUCUGACUGAUGUGAUGUACACAGGUGGAGGAUCAUUUACCGCAUUGAUCAGCUGAGCCGCAGACAUCAGCAUUAGCGAUCAUCGGUCUGGGUGUUUGUUCGGUGGAAUGAGCUUUAAAUAAGCUUCCUGUCUGGAUCUCUGCCGGCUCUGUUCAGUCUGCCUAGCUCCAGCAUCAUCAGAGUUUGGACGCCUGAGAUCAUCUGUCUUAGACCAAGUAUCAAGGAAACUGAGGCUCUUUGUGCACUUGUGCCCUGUCUUACACCCUCAGGGCCCCUCUGGGCACUUGGGCACAGCUACACUGUUUGACUGCUAGUCAUGAGUGAAUUCUGGUUGUGCUUCAACUGCUGUAUUGCUGAACAGCCGCAGCCGAAGAGGCGGAGACGCAUCGAUAGGAGUAUGAUUGGUGAGCCAACUAAUUUUGUGCACACUGCCCAUGUGGGCUCUGGAGAUAUCUUCAGUGGUGUAAACUCUGUGAACUCAAUUCAAAACCAAAUGCAGUCAAAGGGAGGGUAUGGAGAUGAGGUCACGCCUGUCAACAUGCAGAUACAGCUGGUGGAUACAAAAGCAGGAUAGUAUAUCCUUAUCAGGGAUUAUGAAGUAAUCUUCCGUGGAGCAAAAACAAAGUCCUGCAACAGGAGGUAUGAAGACAGCAAUUGAAACAGAAGAACUGUGGCAAGUUCUCCAAGAUGCUUGUAUCAACUUCCAGCCAAUUACCUAAAAAAACUGUGUGUAUACCUAGUAGACUAGAUUAUUUUUUAAGUAUAAUUUUGUUUUGUUUACAGUACCUUAUAUAAAGUUAUUUUACUUGCAAAAAUGUCAUGACACUAACUUCUUUAUCUGACACUAUCACUUUUUAUUUUUGUAUACUGGUCUUUUUCCCUUUGAUACUAAUCUCAGUUUUUUCCCCUUUAGGUCCUGUGACGUGGUGUGUCUGCUCACUUGUACCCCUGUAAGAUAUUGCUAUGAGCCUUUACUGGCGACUUUCCACAUCAUUUUUAUGCAGCAAAUACAGGGACAGUUGUGAACACAGUAAAGAGGUUGCCAUCAGGACCCCACGGUGCUUCAGUGUUUUGUCCAGUUUUGCUCCAUAACACACGCUUGCAUGCCCCUCGAAGCCCUCCAGCAUAGAAACGCAAAGUGUGUCUCCACUUUAUCUAGAUGCUCUAUAUUGUGCACAUUUGUAGAUCUGGAACGAGUAUGGACAAUUAUUUUGGUUUUAUUCAUUUUUGUUUCCUUCUUUUCCAUGAAAAGACUGCUUUGUAUUAAACGUUUUAUAAUUAGAGCCGACAACAGUGUUUGUAUAAGAAGUGGCUAGAUACAGUCAUGCAGUGCCAAACUGCUCAGUGCAAUGGAAUGGUAAAAGUACUUUGUUUUAACACAAAUAGGAUAAAACAAGGGAAGCAAACUGAAACAAUGUAAUCUUGAUGAUUACAUUGAAUAUGCUUAGAACUGGAAUUUCUGGACCUUAGUAAGAGUACUGCUGCAGGUGACCAAUUAAACACAAUCCCAAAGAAAGACAAAGCAAGUAAAUAAGUCUCUUACUUAAUAAAUAAUAGAGACAUAACAUCUGUAAUGAGAUCACAUUUAAUAUUCUAUUAAUAGAAAAUAUUACCACACAAACAAGAUAAAACAAGGGAAGCAAACUGGAACAAUGUAAUCUUGAUGAUUACUACAAUAUUAACAUAAUGACAGCAUCUAAAACACUCUUCAUACAAGCUGAACAGUGUUGAAUGUACACUGCUGGUGUAUAUAUGGGUACCACUAGGUCUGGUGGUAUUCAUAUAAACACCAGCAGUGUAGCAUUUUUUUAUUAAAUUUUCUCAGAUGUUAUUUCUCUAUUAUUUAUUAAGAGAUUUAUUUACAUGCUUUGUUUUGUCUUGCUUUGGGAUUGUGUUGAAUUGGUCACCUGUAGCAGUACUUUUUUUAAGGUCCAGAUAUUCCAGUUUUAAGCAUAUUCUAAGGAAUUUUUGAUUUAUUUAAGGGUUCAAUUCAUUUGGGGCACACAGUCCAAAAAAAAGAAGGGGAAAAAACAUGAUCAAUUAUAGUAAUACAGAUUAGUACAACUUUUUGCCUACAAUGAAUGAUCUUUAUUUGGGUUGUUUUCUCAGCAUUUUUUUUAAUAUAUGCAAUUAAUUCAAUGAUUUAAUUUGUCAUGUCAUGCAGUUCACUUAUUAAAUAUUAAAUUAUGCAUUAGCAGCUGUAAUUUGUAAAUCUCUUUGUAAAUAUUUUACAUGUGGUCAUUAUAUCUACAAAGUGCAAUAAUGUGUACACUUUAUGUAUGAAUACCUAUGAAGAAAAUUAGAUCACCUUGGUAUAAUAAAUUAUGUUGAAAUGCAUGAGUGACAUUUCA
Messenger RNA from Misgurnus anguillicaudatus (oriental weatherfish), 2542 nucleotides. It is a transcript of the gene cdc42se2, whose product is annotated as CDC42 small effector 2. Lineage: Eukaryota; Metazoa; Chordata; Actinopteri; Cypriniformes; Cobitidae. The record is from RefSeq and is a predicted model, not a curated record. Gene Ontology annotation, molecular function: small GTPase binding. Gene Ontology annotation, biological process: regulation of Rho protein signal transduction. Gene Ontology annotation, cellular component: plasma membrane.